AUUAGAAAAAUUGGUCUAUUUUAUAAUUUCUCAAAGUUUAUUUUGAUUGAAGGGUGCUGGAUUGGGAAAAAGGAAAGGACGCGGAGGACGGGACGGCAAAAGGAGGCGGAAGAAGGACAGACGCAGGCAGCACUUCUUCGAUCGACGCCGGGAUCGGGAACCAGAGACGCGUAAGACCGGAAUCCUUUGCCGCUGGGCUAUCUCCGACUGCAUAGCACCGGCGAUUUCGACGGAAACUCCAGUCGACGUAGCAGCAGGCACGGGCGAACUCCAAAAUCUCCGGCGAACUCUAGUCUCCGCUCGCGAUUGAGGGCUGAUUCCGUUUUUUGGCAAAGAGCAAUUUCUCAAAGCUCAUUAGGAUGGAAACAGACGAUCAUCACAAAAGCACAUCUUCUCCGGUAAACGACGGUGGCCUGGUAAUUUCAGCAACUGAUUCAAUCCAUUCAUUUCUCUCCGCUUCUACGAAGGAUCCUGACCUCACUCAAGACCUGAGGGACAUCGCCGGCACGCUCUCUCCCCGACCAUCCCUGCCCUACAGAGCUCUGCGAUCCAUCUGGAUCGGAUCGAACCCGUCUCGAAGACCCGAACUCGUCUCCCUCCUUUCCGGAUCGGGUUUCGUGUUCUCAAGCCCUAAGCCAAGAGAGAAGAGCGAGGAAUUGAAGGCUCGACUGAGGAAGCUGGCGGAGGCGUCUGAGAGGAAAGCAUAUGAGAAAUUGGUGAAGGACAUAACCCCCAAGAAGAAGGUGGAAGAUCCUUUCUCUUCUUACAAGGAUCAAUUGGGGUUUGGAUUACACGUUGUGCUUAUUAUGUUCACUGGGUUUUUGGUGGGAUACGCUGCAUUCACGGCUUUAUUUAGCCACAGUCCUGUCAUGAGUGCUGCUGGUGGUAUUCUUGGUCUGGUAGUCGGCAUGCUGGUUGAAACACUUCUUUUCAUUGUUAGAACUAGUAGCCUGGAUCGAAGAUCGAAAACCAUUUCCAAGGCAAAAAAGAAUCAGUAAAACCAUUGCAACACAAAAAGAUGGUUUUCUGCCCCUUUUCUCCCUAGCAUUUUUGGAAAUUCUUUAUUGUAUGUAUUACUCUCUGUUAAUUGCAGAAUUUGCUCAAUGGCAAUGUUAUGAACUUGUUGCACAUUACCUAUAAUGUGUGUUUGAUAUAUGAAUUAAACUGACAAAAAACUA
Messenger RNA from Cuscuta campestris, 1178 nucleotides. The record is from the annotation of a GenBank genome assembly. Lineage: Eukaryota; Viridiplantae; Streptophyta; Magnoliopsida; Solanales; Convolvulaceae.